Endocarpon pusillum Z07020 is the source of this 738-nucleotide messenger RNA. RefSeq lists its product as uncharacterized. The record is from RefSeq and is a predicted model, not a curated record. Bases 1 to 738 code for a protein of 245 amino acids. The transcript has 3 exons. Lineage: Eukaryota; Fungi; Ascomycota; Eurotiomycetes; Verrucariales; Verrucariaceae.
AUGUGCAAAAUCACCCGUUACAAAUUCUGCGUUGAAGGAUUUGACUCCAAGAGAAGACUUCCUCCCGAGUCAACCGACCGAUGCAAAGAGUAUCAGAAGCUUGAAGCUGAGGCUCGGACAGGAGAGUUCAUGGCCCAAAGACGGCUUGUGGAUCACCUAUCUUACUCUGACAAAUGGCCGCAAGUCGAAAAGGUUCAUGUUAGCCAAGUCCUGCCUGGCGGGACGUGUGUGCCUGACCCUUCGAAAGUGCGGUGGAAUCCUUCUAUGGGAGGCAAUCCCACCGACCGAUGCUAUUACAAGCGAUGUGAUGGCGUAUACCGCAAUCAUUCGGGCAUGAGACUAGAUUACGGUGGCCCGUCCAAGCAAACGCCACCACAGCGAAGACCACGGCUACAGAGCCAAUCACCGCAAUGGCAUUCUGGACUAAGACAGUCUCCGCGAAGUCCAUCCCAACUGGGUCCAUCGCAGACGGAGCUGCCUGGACAAGGUUCAAACACGACCCCAGCGAACCCGCCGCCCGAGCAGAACACGCCACAGCAUAGUCCACCCGAGCAAAGCCAGCAUCAGCGCAGCCUACCUCGGCCAAUCCCAUUGCCGCAGAGCCGCAAGUUCAAUAUUGGAACUUCUGAGGCUGAUUUGGUCACUCCCUCAACUGGGAGUGCGACAUCUGAAAUAUCACGAGAUAUGCCAUCCGCCGCCAGAUCAUUUCAACAAAGUUUGUCCCAGCAAGGCUCAUAA